AUGUAUAAGAAUCAGGCGCAACCUCAGCUGCAGCCGCAGCCGCAGCCGCAGUCGCAGCCGCAGCCACAGGAACCCUCUGCUAUCGCUGGUGCGAUGGGCGGCUACGGCAGCUAUCAGCAGCAGAACCGCCAGUACGGCGGCGGCAACCGCGGCUUCAACGAUGCCCAAGGCACCUACGGAGGCGGCUUCAAUCGCAACGGCGGCGGUGGCGGCUUCCGCGGCGGCUUUGGCGGCUUUGGCGGUGGCGCGCGAGGCCCGGUGCGCGAGCUCGUCGGCAACAAUCACUAUCACCGCGAAGAGAAGUCCGAGGAGGAGAUCUUCAAGGAGCACACUCCGGGUAUCAACUUCGACCAAUACGAGGCGAUUAAGGUGUCCAUCACUCCAAAUGACGUGGAGCCGGCGGAGUCGUUUGCCACGAUGGCGCUCGCCCCGGCGCUGGCGGAGAACGUGAACCGCUGCCGCUACCAGAAGCCAACCCCGGUACAGAAGUACGGCAUCCCGUGUGUGCUGAACGGCAGCGAUCUGAUGGCAUGUGCCCAGACCGGCUCCGGUAAGACUGCCGCUUACCUCAUCCCGGCCAUCAACUUCAUGCUGGUCAACAACCUCAACCGCGCCAAGCCCACGAACAGCCAGGCCGCCCCGUCCGCGCUGGUGCUGUCGCCGACGCGCGAGCUGUCCAUUCAGAUUUACGAGGAGGGCCGCAAGUUCACGUACCGCACCGGUUUUCGUUGCGUUGUCGUGUACGGCGGGGCGGACCCGCGCCACCAGAUCCACGAGCUGACCCGCGGCUGUGGUUUGCUGGUGGCGACGCCGGGCCGUCUGUCUGACAUGUUCACCCGCGGCUACACCCGCUACUCGGACGUCCGCUUCCUCGUACUCGAUGAGGCUGACCGCAUGCUCGAUAUGGGCUUUGAGCCGCAGAUUCGCGCGAUCGUCCAGGGCCCGGACAGCGACAUGCCACCGCCGGGUGAGCGCCAGACGCUGCUGUACUCAGCCACCUUCCCGAAGGAGAUUCAGCAGAUGGCCCGUGAGUUCCUGUACCACCACCACUUCCUGCAGGUUGGUCGUGUGGGCUCGACCACCGAGAACAUCACCCAGGAUGUGCGCUGGGUCGAAGACAUGGACAAGCGCGGCUGCCUGCUGGAGGUUCUAAAGGAGCACCAGGGUGAGCGCGUCCUCGUGUUCGUGGAGAAGAAGCGCGACGCCGACUACCUGGAGCGCUACCUGCGUCAGAGCCGCAUCCCCUGCUCCUCCAUCCACGGCGACCGCGUGCAGCGCGAGCGUGAGGAGGCUCUCGACAUCUUCAAGAGUGGUGUGUGCCGCGUGCUGGUUGCAACCGACGUCGCCUCGCGUGGUCUGGAUAUCCCCAACGUCGCGGUGGUGGUCCAGUACGACCUGCCCAGCAACAUCGAUGACUAUGUGCACCGCAUCGGCCGUACGGGUCGUGCCGGCAAGCGCGGUACAGCAAUCUCCUUCUUCAACGAUAAGAACCGCAAUAUCGUCGAUGACCUGAUUCCGCUCCUGCGCGAAACGAACCAAACGGUGCUGCCGGAGGUGCAGGCACUGGCCAAGAAGCCCAACGUGCAGAACCAGCCUCGCGGUCGCGGCCGUGGUGGCUUCCGCAGUGGUGGCUUCGGCGGCGGUUUCGGUGGCGGCUAUGGUGGUGGCUACGGCGGUCGCGGCGGAUACCGCGGUGGCGGCGGCUUUGGUGGCGGCUACGGCGGCGGCUACGGUGGUGGCUACGGCGGCAACAACGGCGGCUACCGUCCCCGCGGUGGCUACGGCGGUGGCUACGGCGGUGGCUACGGCGGUGACCGCAACAUGCGAUCUGACGUCUUUGGUCAGUAG
Leishmania major strain Friedlin is the source of this 1848-nucleotide messenger RNA. RefSeq names its product putative ATP-dependent RNA helicase. NCBI's taxonomy places the organism in Eukaryota, Euglenozoa, Kinetoplastea, Trypanosomatida, Trypanosomatidae. The record is from RefSeq and is a predicted model, not a curated record. Gene Ontology annotation, cellular component: nucleus. Gene Ontology annotation, molecular function: RNA binding; RNA helicase activity; ATP binding. The transcript has a single exon. Bases 1 to 1848 code for a protein of 615 amino acids.